Caenorhabditis sp. 36 PRJEB53466 is the source of this 1912-nucleotide messenger RNA. The record is from the annotation of a GenBank genome assembly. NCBI's taxonomy places the organism in Eukaryota, Metazoa, Nematoda, Chromadorea, Rhabditida, Rhabditidae.
AUGGCGAUGAAGAUUCCAAAGUCCGGUUACAACCGGUUCAUGAAGGAAGGAGCGCAGGUAUAUAAUUUCAAUAGUCUUCAUAAAUUUGUUUAAUUUAGCACUUCAAAGGAACCGACGAGGCUGUUCAGAGAAACAUUGAAGCUUGCGUUGAGCUUGCUUCGCAAAUUCGUUCCGCGUACGGCCCGAAUGGUACGUUCUCCGUAUGUAACCAGUUUAUAAAAAUUCGAUUCAGGAAUGAACAAGAUGGUAAUCAACCACAUCGAGAAGCUGUUUGUCACAAAUGAUGCUGCCACCAUUCUCAAGGAGCUCGAAAUUCAGCACCCAGCUGCCCGAAUCAUCAUUAUGGCAACAGAAAUGCAAGAGAAGCAGGUAAACAAACAUCGAAACGUGCGUGAAAAACCGCAAAUUUCUCAGGUCGGUGACAACACCAAUACUGUUGUGAUUCUCGCUGCCGCUCUUCUGGAACAUGCUUCCAACCUCAUCAACAUGGUUUUGUCGCUUUUUAAAGUCUUCCUUUAUUAUAAAGCUUCAGGGAAUGACGCCGCAGGAGGUUGCCGCUGGAUAUGAGCAAGCUGCCGAGAAAGCGCUCGAAGUUCUGCCUACGCUGGUCGUCAAGGAGGCCUCCGACUUGAAGAACAUCGACGAAGUUCGCCAGUACUUGAGAUCCGCUAUCACCUCGAAACAGUACGAUAACGAGGAUGUCAUUGCUGAGCUCGUUGCCAAGGCUUGCGUUACGACGUGCCCAGCCAACAGCUUCAACUUCAACGUGGAUAACAUCAGAAUUUGCAAGAUCAUCGGAUCGGGAGUGCACACGUCGAAGGUGAUGAAUGGAAUGGUGUUUAAGAGAGGAGCCGAAGGAGAGAUCAAGUCUGCUACCGAUGCGAGAAUCGCUGUGUACACGUGCCCGUUCGACUUGACCCAAACUGAGACGAAGGGAACUGUUCUCAUCGAGAAUGCAGACGAACUUGUUAACUUCUCAAAGGGAGAGGAAUCCGAGGUUGAAGAGCAAGUGAAGGCCAUCGCUGAUAAUGGUGUCAAGGUGAACUCCUUUAGUACCGUUCAGCUAAUCAACGAUACAUUUUCAGGUUGUCGUUGCUGCUGGAAAGUUCGGAGAUCUGUAUCUCCACUUCUUGAACAAGUACAAAAUUAUGGCCGUCCGAUUGACUUCCAAGUUUGACCUCCGACGUCUGUGCAGAACUGUGGGAGCCCAGCCACAAGCUAGAAUUUGUGCUCCAGCUAUUAACCUUCUCGGACACUGUGAUUCUGUUGCUGUCACUGAGAUCGGAGAUGAGAAUGUCGUCGUUUUUGAUAAGAACAGCGAGACUGGAAAGGUGGCUACGAUCAUCAUCCGCGGAUCUUCGCAAUCUAGAAUUGACGAUGUUGAGAGAGCUGUGGAUGAUGCUGUCAAUACAUACAAAGCUCUUACCAAGGACGGAAAGCUCCUCGCGGGAGCAGGGGCUGUCGAAAUCGAAUUGGCUAAGGAUAUCGAGUCGUACGGAGCUAAGGCACCCGGUCUCGAGCAGUACGCCAUCAAGAAAUUCGCUCACGCUCUCGAGACUCUUCCAAAGGCAAUCGCCGAGAAUGCUGGCAUGCCAACGACAGAGACUCUGACCAAAUUGCACGCCGAACACGUCGCCGGAAAGAAGAACGUCGGAAUUGAUAUUUGGAAGCGAGGUUAGUUACAAAGGGCUAGAAUGAAUAAGCAAUUUACUUUCCUGCAGAAACGAUGGACGCCGUCGCGAACAACAUCUUCGAUUUGUACGCUGGAAAGAGAUUAGCUAUCAAACUGGCUACUGACGCCGCAUCGACGAUCCUGAAGGUUGAUCAGAUUAUUAUGGCCAAGCAAGCCACCGGAGGACCCAAGCCGCGUGGUCCAAAACCGCAAGACGAGGAUGAUGAGGGGAUGGCUUAA